GCGAUGUUUUAUUUGUUAUUAUUUCGCAUCAAGGAUUGCAUCAUUCUUCAAUCCAGUAAGAAAUUGUCGUUGCACAAGAAUUACUGAAAAGAUAACAAGUAAAUGGGAUUGUUAUUUAAAUUAAAUACUUAAAAUAUACUUAAAAACUUACAAUAAUUUAUACUUAGUGUACUUGUAAAACUGUUUUAUCGUAACUAGACAAUAUUCGUUAAGUCGUAUGUAAACGUGAAUCAUCUUUUUGUGUUGGUUACAAAUUAAUACGUCAAACAAGUGGAUUUUAUUUCAAUCAUUUUAUUAAUUUUAAAUAAUAAUUAUUUUAAUAUUGAACUGAUAAAAAAAAUUUUCAUCGAUAAUUAAUCAAUAAAUCAAGGAAAUUAAUUAAAUAGAGAUGGCACCGAAGAACAAAGAAAACACAAAUAAUCGGAAGAAAAAACAAAGCGAAGAUGAUGAUGAUGAUGAUGAUGUUGAUUACCGUCGACGACGUGAUAGAAAUAAUCAGGCAGUAAAACGAUCACGAGUAAAAAGUAAAUUGAGAACACAGCAGACAUUAGAGCGUGUUAAUCAAUUAAAAACAGAAAAUGAAUUAUUAGAAGAAAAAAUAAAAAUGCUUUCUAAGGAAUUGGGCUUUUUAAAAGAUUUAUUUUUAGCACAUGCAGGCUCGAACUCAAAUCCCGCAAUAAAUCUUCAAGAUAUAGACAUAAAUGCGAUUUUAGCAAAUGAUUCAGAGGCUGAUCACAAGAGCAAUACGAAGGCUGAUACGUAAUGUUUAUGACAUUAAUUAUUAAUGAAAGAGCGUGAAAAUAAUUGAGUCUAUCUGCGAAUCAUGUUAUUCUGUGAUUCCGGUUAGAGAUAUGACUAUCUGUGCGGAAAGUUGUGCAUCUUGAAACGAUGCCAAUUUUGGUGAUGAGUUUGGCAUUGCGUGCUCUAAUUUUCUUACAUUAGAAUUCUAAAUCAUCAACAACAACAACAACAAACAAACAAUAUUAAUUGGAAUAAAAA
Molecule: messenger RNA, 999 nt
Organism: Cotesia glomerata
Lineage: Eukaryota; Metazoa; Arthropoda; Insecta; Hymenoptera; Braconidae
Gene: Irbp18
Product: CCAAT/enhancer-binding protein 2
Exons: 4
Coding region: 389-763 (124 amino acids)
Biological process (GO): DNA-templated transcription; regulation of transcription by RNA polymerase II
Molecular function (GO): DNA-binding transcription factor activity, RNA polymerase II-specific; RNA polymerase II cis-regulatory region sequence-specific DNA binding
Source: RefSeq, a predicted model, not a curated record